GCGACGAAGGUGGCGCUGGAGCCGGGGUUGACCUAUCUGGAGCAAAGGUCGAUCUCGAAGCCCGUGCUGGCCGACUACCGCAGGCGGGCGCAGGCCUUCGUGACGUGUGCCUCCGAGAGCCACCUGGACUGGAGGGGCUCGGCGGAGCUCGACUCCGUGCUCGUGGGAUACUUCAACCUGCUUUACUUCCAAGGGUACAGCGGGGACGAUGCGUCCAAGCUGUUGGCCGCGGUGAAGUUCUUUGUGGCGAACCUGAGCCGGUGGGGGACGGAGAGCCUCCCUCGUUGCUCCCGGGCCCUGGCAGGCUGGGGCAAGUGCGUCCCGCGGCGCUCGCGCCAGCCCCUCCCGUGGCUGGUGGUGGCCGCGUUGGCCGGCGUGCUCCUGCGGUGGCAGCUGGUGGAGCACGUCGUGGCGAUGAUCCUGAGCUUCAGCACCUACAUGAGGCCCGGGGAGGUGGACUCCCUCGUCGGGCUGCAGGUCGUCGAGGGCGUCGCGGAGGGCAGCGGCAACGGCGGCGUCGUGGCGCUGGUGCUCUUCCCGGAGGAGAUGGGGGUGCCCAGCAAGACGGGCAUGUGGGACAUGACAGUGCCUCUGGACACUUUCCGGUUCCUCGGCCCGUCGCUCCUCGCCCUGAAGAGGCGCUGCCGGACGCUGAAGGACCGACUGUGGAGUUGCCCCCCAGGCGACCUCGGACAGAAGAUGCGCGCGGCUGCGGAGGAGCUCGGCCGUGCCCUGGCCUCUCCAUAUCAGCUGCGGCACGGCGGGGCCUCCGACGACCUCGUGGCGCGCCGGCGGACCGCCCUGGAGAUCCAGGCACGAGGGGGCUGGGCGAGCCCGCAGUCGUUCCUGCGGUACGCCAAGCCCGGGCGGAUCCUGGCGGAGAUGGCGAAGCUUCCCGCCGGGGUCCUGGACUUCGGCCGGGCGGUCGACGUGGCGCUGGCCGAGAUCUUCCUGAGGGGG
Molecule: messenger RNA, 960 nt
Organism: Prorocentrum cordatum
Lineage: Eukaryota; Dinophyceae; Prorocentrales; Prorocentraceae
Source: the annotation of a GenBank genome assembly